Molecule: messenger RNA, 2935 nt
Organism: Sclerotinia trifoliorum
Lineage: Eukaryota; Fungi; Ascomycota; Leotiomycetes; Helotiales; Sclerotiniaceae
Source: the annotation of a GenBank genome assembly
ACAAUCAGCACGGCUCUAUACCCAUCCCGGUGAUUUUGUACAUAAUAGCGCCUUGUAUCUUGACUGUAAUGCGCGACUAUGUACAUUUCCACCACUGUUAAUUCAAUCAAUUGAACUUAAUUUGUAAUUGUAUAGAGCUCCGGAUUUUACUUGAUCUAAGCUUAUAUCAUGGUACCUGGCCCCAAUUCUUGGAAGCCAUUAUAUAAUCUACUAGAAAAAAUAUUAAUACUUACUCGCAAGACUCAUUGCAAGUAAGUAUUACGGACACGUAUCUAUACCUUCUUUUCUACAGUUUGCAAUUUCUCUAGUUUUGAAUAGGAUAUACUGCUCUAGGAAACGGGAGCAAUGAACGACGAAUUCGAAUCCUCCCGCCAUGCUGGUAUGUCAGGGUAUGACAGCAAAAGCCAGCAAAGUGCAGAAAAUCAUGAUUUGAAUCAUGACGCGGUCUUUGGUGAGAUAAGUGAGGAUGGGCCAGAUUAUCGUGCUGUAGGUACAGAAAGACUCAGGAAAGGGUAUGUUUGCUGAUGAUCACAGGUUGGACGAUUAGGCACGACUGUCCUAAUGCUCAAGACGAAUCUCGGUCUUGGCGUACUCUCAAUACCAGCUGUUUUCGACACGUUGGGUAUGAUUCCUGGUCUCAUCUGUAUCAUCACCAUGGCUACUAUUACGGGAUGGUCACAGUACAUGAUCGGAGUAUUCAAGCGGCGACAUCCUGAAGUGUAUGGUAUUGAAGAUGUUGGUGGGAUGAUUUUUGGAAAUGUUGCUAAGGAGCUCAUUGGUGCUGCAUUCUUUGUUUGUGAGAGAUUCCUUUUGAUCAUAAAUAUGCGUGGUUCUGAUUUUGUUGAUUUAGUCUGGAUCUUCGUCUCGGCUUCAGGAAUGCUCAGUGUUUCCAUCGCCUUGAAUGCUCUAUCGACCCAUGCUACUUGCACCGCUGUGUUCGUAGCUGUCGCUGCCAUAAUUGCUUACAUUCUUGCCAGUAUUCAAACACUGGGUAAAAUCACAUGGCUUGCAUGGAUCGGAGUUGCUGGCAUCAUUACUUCUAGUAAGCUAAUCCAUCUUCAUUGUGAUAAAUUUGACUAACGCCUGCAAGUUCUUACUCUUACAAUCGCUGUUGGCGUUCAAGGAAAACCUGCCGAUGCUCCUGUUACAGUAGGUCCUUACAAGUCUGACUUCAAACUUUUUGGCUCUCCAUCGUUCACCGAUGCUAUAUCUGCUUGUGGUUCGCUUGUUUUUGCUUAUGCGGGAACACCCGGUUACUUCAAUAUUCACUCGGAGAUGCGUGAUCCAAGAGGUUACUCUCGUUCGGUGUUUUUUAGUCAGAGUCUUAUCACUGCAAUCUAUAUUGCAAUCGGUAUCGUCGUCUAUUACUUUUGCGGAUCAUAUGUUGCAUCACCCGCACUUGGCUCCGCAGGUCUCGUCAUGAAGAAAGUUUGUUACGGCCUUGCUCUUCCCGGUCUCUUGGUCAGCACUAUCUUGCUCUCCCACGUAAGUAUCGUCCAACCACCCAUCUUAUCAUCUUCUCUAAUAUACCCCACAGCUUCCAGCCAAAUUCCUCUUCCUUCGACUCCUCCGUGGCUCCAAGCAUCUCACUAGUAACUCCAAAACCCAUUGGGUCGUCUGGCUCAGCUGUACCGCUACGGUCAUCAUCUGCGCCUACGUAAUUGCCAGCGCGAUCCCCAUCUUCGGAGGUCUUAUCUCCCUCAUCGGUGCUCUCUUCGGUACCUUUUUCAAUUUCCAACCGUUUGGUGUCAUGUGGCUAUACGAUAAUUGGAGUUUGGGAAAAAUCCAUAGAUCGUCUAGGUGGAUUUUUAUGGCUUCUUGGAGUAUUUGCGUCAUUGUUAUUGGAAUGUUCUUGAUGGUUGCUGGUACAUACGGUUCCAUCGUUGCAAUUAUCGCCUCAUAUCACACAGCAGGGGGAUCGAGACCGUUCACCUGCGCAGAUAAUUCGAAUUCGGGUUGAGGGGAGAUGAGAAAGAAGGAGAAUCUGAAUAGUUCGGGUGCAAUUCUUGGCCAUAUUGCGCUUUCCCGACAGCUGCUGGAGCCCUGGACCAAAUAUCCCACGUGACGGCCUUUGAGAUGGGAGAUGGGAAUUCGCGCCGAGUUUAACUGCUGCCCGAUGCCCUGAGAUCCAUGAUUAUCCAUCUAUCCUAGCUUCAACUAUUUUGGAGCUACGCAGCUCGGGAGAAAUACAUAUGGCGACCAAUAUUAAAUCUGCACCACACUGCUACCGGUACAACGGCAACCAUACGCUCGGAGGACUUACCGUCUUUACACACAGCACGCCUCGCAAGCUACAGCCCACACGUUUGUGCACAUCGCCAAACUCCCAAACUCUCAAUCUCCCAAUAUCCCCAGACGUCAAAUUCACCGGAACCAAAUUCCCAAUUCUUUGGCACAUCUAGCAUAGUUGGCAAGUUUGAUGCGAAAAUAUCUCAUACAUGGAAAAAUAUGAAAUGCCCCACCCACCGCAUUCACGACGUGCCCGACCUCUUAGUGCUAUAAAAAAGCGAAAAUCGAUUACCUAGGUACUCAUUCAAAAGUUGGUGUUGGGAUUAUAGUUAUAGUUAUAGAGAUUCUUGGAUUUGGAAUAAUUUUACUGGGAAAAAGUUCUUGGGUGUAUGUUUUUAUAGAUAUGGAUAUACACGUGCACUGGUAGUGUAGACUAUUAACGGAUAAAAGUUCAAGGAAGUUGGGUCGAUUCGGGUUGUUUUUGUGUGUAUUGAUGGGAUGGAUAAUGAAUGAUGGAUGAUAGAUGAUAGAUGAACGGGAAAUUUUAAUGAAUGUGAUGGAGAGUUUGAUUUUUGUGGCAAUAUUUUUGUGGGAUGAUUUAUGUUUUUGAAUGUUGAAGAAUGAAUGGUGAUGUUUGAUGGUGAGUGGUGUGCCUGCUUUAUGUGUGGAUUGGCUGUGGUUAAGGUGUUGUUUAAAGGAUGGUAUU